AUGAUAUUCGUGAUUAUAGCCGGUAUAAUUUUAGCUACCAAUUUUGUGUUUUUAAUUUUGGCGUUGGUGUACACAUUGAAGAGCAAAGGAAAGGACGGCUUCACUCCAAGACUUUCGCUAGCCCCAUCCAUUCUGUCUAGUCAACUUAAUGGGCGACACAGCAUACAACCUCAGGUGGCCAUAUUCCAGGCUGUCGUGCAGCUCAAUUCGCCGAACGAUGUACAAAGCUUAGAAAAGAAGCAGCCACUAGAAGAUACUACAAAAAAGGGAUCCUCUUUAUAA
Messenger RNA from Arctia plantaginis, 282 nucleotides. The record is from the annotation of a GenBank genome assembly. NCBI's taxonomy places the organism in Eukaryota, Metazoa, Arthropoda, Insecta, Lepidoptera, Erebidae.